Messenger RNA from Myxocyprinus asiaticus (Chinese sucker), 4555 nucleotides. Its product is annotated as collagen alpha-1(XVIII) chain-like. The coding region runs from base 175 to 3954 and encodes 1259 amino acids. NCBI's taxonomy places the organism in Eukaryota, Metazoa, Chordata, Actinopteri, Cypriniformes, Catostomidae. The record is from RefSeq and is a predicted model, not a curated record. The transcript has 42 exons.
AGUCAGAUUUCAGUGUUUGAAGGAGUCUGGACGAACUGAGACUGCCUUUGUUCACGUGGAGCUCCUCGCAGUCCCCGGUGGGCGUGCAAGAGAGAGAGAGAGAGAAGAGCGCAACUGUUUGGAUACUGAUCGAGCGAGUGGAGUCUCACUAACGGGACCCCUGAACUUUGCGACAUGGGUCGUGCAAGUGUUUCAUCGUUGAGAAUCCCGCUGUGGUGCUGGAGUAUUAUCACUUUGGGCAUCUUUUCUCCUGGGAUUGCCUUCCAGCCCUUUGAGUCCGAGAUGGGCUCUAGUGGACGACUGGACCUAACAGAGCUCAUCGGCGUACCCUUGCCUCCCUCCGUCUCCUUCAUCACUGGCUUUGAGGGCUUCCCCGCAUACAGCUUUGGUCCAGAUGCUAACGUGGGCCGCCUCACGCGCUCCUUCAUCCCUGACCCUUUCUUCCGCGACUUUGCCAUUAUUGUAACAGCCAAACCCACCACUCACCGUGGAGGAAUCCUUUUCGCCAUCACCGAUGCCCUGCAGAAGAUUGUUCACUUAGGAGUAGCAUUAGCACCAGUGGAAGAUGGAUCACAACGGGUGGUUCUUUACUACACCGAACCCGGUGCCACACACACUGAGGAGGCUGCUUCGUUUAAGAUGGGGGAUCUUACAGGAAGAUGGGCAAGGUUUACGCUGGCUGUACAGGGAGAAGAAGUGAAGCUGUAUAUGGACUGUGAGGUGCACCACAGAGUAGCGUUCCACAGGGGCCAGGACAGACUCACCUUCCAGCCCAGCUCGGGGAUCUUCAUAGGGAACGCUGGAGGCACCAGACUAGAACGCUUUGUGGGCACUAUCCAGCAGCUGGUUUUGACUCUGGAUCCAACCGCACCAAAUGAACAGUGUGAGGAGGAUGACCCCUACGCAUCAGGUUACGGCAGUGGUGAUGACACCUAUGAUGACACUGAGACUGGCGAAGAAGUGAAGAAAUUAGUUGAAGAGAAAGAAUAUACAGUGCCAGAGGAUUUUGAGGCCACCCCAGUGAGAGCACCCCCGACUGAAAUUCCACUACUUGAAGCUGAAACAGAUGAUGAAGACUUGGAAGAAGGCUCUGGGGAGGAAAUAAAAAUCGAAGAGGCAAAAGAGCCAAUCAGAUCUGAGGGAGCCACUCAAGACAGAAAUGUCAUUACCAUGCAGAAAGGAGAAAAAGGAGACAGAGGCCUGCCAGGCCCGCCAGGACCCCCCGGAGCACCAGGUCCAACCAGUCCAUCUGACCCAUCUAAGGAAGGUUCUUCUGGAACAGGAGAGCCAGGACCCAGGGGCCCACAGGGGCCAACGGGACCUGUGGGAGCACCGGGGAAAGACGGCGGUCCAGGGAAAGAUGGAGCCGCUGGAGAGGUUGGACCUCGGGGAUUCCCGGGCCUUUCUGGAGAUCCAGGUCCCAAAGGAGACAAGGGCGAUCCAGGAGUGGGCCUUCCAGGGCCACCAGGACCUCCCGGGCCACCAGGGCGUCAAGGGACAUUUAAGUAUUCGGACAGCAUUGAUGGCUCAGGUUCAAGCUUUGUGGACAUUGACAGUGACACAGAGGUGAUAAGGGGUCCCCCUGGGCCACCAGGACAGCCAGGCCCUCCAGGGCCUUCUGUUGGAGUUCAUCCGGGGCCAGUCGGGCCACCAGGAGUUCCUGGAAAAGACGGGAAGAAUGGGGAGAUGGGUAAACCUGGAAUUCCGGGUGCAGAUGGACAAGACGGUGAACCCGGCAAAGACGGAGAAAAAGGGCAAAAAGGUGAACUAGGGUUACCUGGACUCAUCGGACCAAAGGGGGAUCCAGGUCAGCCAGGGGUCCCAGGACAGCCAGGACCUGAAGGUCCCAAGGGGCAACCAGGCCUUCCAGGGCCUCCCGGGCCUCCUGGACCACCAGGAAAAAUCUUUAGCUUUGACAUGAUGGAAUCUGAAGGGUCAGGUCUGGAUGAAAGCAGCAGUUUCAGGCCUCUACUGCCCAGAGGACCACCUGGUCUUCCUGGUCUCCAAGGCCCACCAGGACCACAGGGCAAAGAUGGCACCAACGGUCCACCGGGUGCUUCAGUGAAGGGGGAACCAGGCCCAAAAGGAGCUGAUGGACAACCUGGGUCAUCUGGAUUGCCUGGACCACAAGGGGAAAAGGGAGAGAAAGGUGACAUGGGUCAGAAGGGAGAGAGGGGCCUGGAUGGAAUUAGUCUCCACGGACCCCCAGGGCCUCCUGGACCCCCAGGACCAGUCAUCAAUCUGCAUGAUUUAAUACUCAAUGACACAGAAGGAAUUUUUAACCUCUCAGGAAUUUUUCAACCACAAGGUCCAUUGGGACCAAGAGGUCCAAAGGGUGAUCCUGGGGUCCCAGGGGUCCAGGGGCCUCCGGGUGUAAAGGGUCAGAAAGGAGAACCAGGUUUUACAAUUCCAGAUGGAGUACUGAUGUCUGGAAUUACUGGGCCACAGGGACCAAAAGGACUUAAGGGAGAAUGUGGUGUUCCUGGACCACCUGGAAAUAUGGGACCAAUAGGUCCGAUUGGAGCAAAGGGGGAAUUUGGAUUUCCAGGACGUCCAGGUCGUCCUGGAAUUAAUGGACGUAAAGGAGAAAAAGGAGAGUCAACAGGAUUACCUGGUCCGCCUGGUCCUCCCGGCCCACCAGGAUGUCCAGGAAUAUUCAGCUGUCCUAAAGGAACAGUGUUUCCGGUUCCUCCUAGACCUAACUGCAAAAUACCCGUUAAUGGAGAUUCUACACAAGGGGGAGCUAGCUGCUCAUCAUCAGGAGCCAAAGGGGAAAAAGGGGAGAGGGGUGUCCCAGGAUUACCAUCUUCCUCAGGCCAUACACUGGAAACCAAAGUUACGGGUGAUAAAGGUGACCUUGGCUUUAGGGGAGAGAAAGGAGAAAAGGGUGAAGCCGGGAUGCCGGGGCUACCUGGGGUCCCUGGAAAACCUGGCUUGGUGGGACCUAAUGGGGAAUCUUUUGUUGGACUGCCUGGUCAUCCAGGACCACGAGGACCCCCUGGUGCACCAGGUUUUGGGAGAACUGGUGUUGCUGGUCCUCCUGGUCCACCAGGACCACCGGGCCCACCUGGACAAUACAGUUCUGGCGUCAUGAUCCCUGGCCCACCUGGGCCUCCCGGGCCCCCGGGAAGAGCCUCUGAUACCUCAGGCACUGUCAGGAAAUAUGCAAGUCUUCAAGCCCUGAGACAGCAGACUCAUGUGGUUGAGGAGGGAACAUUGUCCUUUGUUACUGAUACGGGUAAACUCUAUAUUAAAGUGCCAGGAGGCUGGAGAGAAAUUCAGCUUGGUGGACUGAUUGAGAUGUAUCCUUCCCCUGUCUUCUCACAAGAUGAUGCCGAGCCACUAAUGCUGACCCCUCAACUCACAGGAAUCCACACAGGAAGCGCGCUCAGGUUGGUGGCUCUCAACACACCAUUGACCGGAAACUUGGGCUCCAUCCAUUCAGUUAACAAGCUUUGCAAGACUCAAGCUCAAGCCAUGGGCAUCCGAGAUGAUUACAAGGGCUUCCUGUCUCAUCAUUUUCAGGACCUGAUUGACAUAGUUCAGCCAAUGUACCGUACAAGCAUGCCAAUUGUUAACCUAAGGGGCGAGGUCCUCUUCAAGAACUGGAAGAGUAUCUUCUCUAACCAUCUCCUCCCUCCCGGCAUCCCUCUUUAUUCUUUCGAUGGGCGAGAUGUGAUGAGUGACCCCUUCUGGCCUCAAAAGGCUGUAUGGCACGGAUCUUCGGAGAGAGGCAAGCGGCUGGAUGCUUUGAACUGUGAGUCCUGGAGAGCCGGUGACAUGGCCAUUACCGGUCAAGCAUCCUUUCUCUACAGCGGCUUACUAAACCAGCAAACCCGCAGCUGCUCCAACCACUUCAUCGUCCUGUGCAUUGAAACCAGCCAUGACCACAAAACCAUUGAAGAACUCCAGAAGGCACAGUAUCGCCACAGAAGAUGGUAUUACAGAUACUAAGACCCUCUGUUACCGGCUCACUGGAAGAUGUACAUUUUUUGGACAGAGAUGCCAUGACAGAACUCUAGCAGAGUUCAAAAGUCCAAUGACCAAAGAAUCUCUGGCUUUUGGCACAAGAACUUACAAUCAAAGCCAUCUUUCUAGAAUGUAAAGUGUAUUGUCCCUUUCCCAAUGUUGGACAUUUGGGGAUUGGCCAUUUUUAAGACAUUUUGAUGCACUGUACUUUUCAUAUUGAAUUUUUGGUGUUGAUUUUCCAAAACAACCAAGGUCUUUUAAAAAAAAUCAUGCCAUUUAUUUGUUUGUUAUUCUGUUCAUAUUUAAUUUAAUUUCCGUGUUUUAUUUAUACAGUGGCCGCACGUCAUUUAAAAAAGUCAAGUGAGUAAGGAUAAAUGUGUAAUUUAUGAUUCCAGCUGUUCAAAUGAAUUAUCAUGCCAUUUUGUUUUUCUGAUUUAAUCAAACUACAGUCUUCAGGUCAUACAGUAUUUGACUGCAUUGUCUUCAUAAGUUCUUCACAAGACAGAUAAUCAAGGCACCCUUUUCUGUAGAUUUUUUUUUUUUUUUUAACAAAGAAAUGUAAGCAUUGUUUUUUUCUAUUGAAUAA